AUGGAGACCCCCAAUAACUUGAAGCUGGCGCCCAGCCAGGUCGACGGUGCGAAACCGGCCCCUAGAGAGCUCAUUGAGCCGGACCUUAAGGAGUACUCCGCAAUUCUUCGUAAAGUGGACUGGCACAUUGUCCCCAUCAUGCUCGCGUGUUACUUUCUAGAAUUUCUUGACAAAGUCCUCAUCAAUUACGCAGACGUUAUGGACCUACAAGAGGAUUUAGGCAUGACAGGAGAUCAGUUCAGCUUAAUGGCAACACUCUUUUUCGUCGGUUUCGCAGUGGCCGAAGUACCUCAAGGUUACCUUCUACAGGCAUUUCCUUUGGCAAAGGUACUGGGAUUUAACUUACUAUGCUGGGGAAUCCUCGUCGCUUGCAUGGCCGCGGCCCAGAACUACGGCCAAAUCCUCGCGAUUCGCAUACUGCUCGGCGCCUGCGAAGCUGUCAUUUCGCCUGCAUUGGUUUUAAUUACAUCCACCUGGUACACAAAGCGCUGUGCGGCUCCUCGCUAUGGGAUCUGGUACUGCGGUCUCGGUGCUGGCCAGAUCAUUGGAGGGCUUAUCUCAUUUGCAGCUCAGCAUAGCCCGGAGAAUGGGCUCAGCGGAUGGCGUAUCAUGAUGAUUGCAGUUGGCGUUUUCAACAUUUGUAUCGCACUUGUAGUCAUCAUCUUCCUUCCUUCAACUUUGGACUCGGCCAAAUUCCUCACAUCGACUGAGAAAGAAUCGCUCCGACGCAUGCUUGUUCUCGAUCAAGCAGGUAACGGACUGAAGGUCUUCAAGCGGAAAGGUCUCUGUGAAGUUUUCAUAGAUCUGCAAGUCUGGCUAUUGACUCUCCUUACUGCUCUGACGGUUAUCCCGAGCGGUGUCAUUACGACCUUCUCGGCAAUCUUGGUCAAAGGGUACGGAUAUAAUUCCAAGCAGUCUGCACUACUCAAUAUGCCAUCCGGAAUCGUCAGCAUCAUUGCCACUUGCGGGUCAACAUACGCCGUCCUUAAGAAAACACCACGCUGGAUCAGCAUAAUUAUUGUCUUAGCGCCUGCCCUUAUCGGUGCAGGUCUAAUGUCGUUUCUCCCACAAUCCAACCAAGGCGGAAAAUUGGCCGGAAUUUACCUCCUCAAUACCACCGUUGCCCCAAUGGCGCUCAUUUACUCCUGGGUGGGAGCCAACACUGCUGGAUAUACGAAGAGAAUAGGAGCCAACGCAAUGAUCGCGGUUGGAUUCAGCAUUGCCAAUAUUAUUGGGCCACAGACCUUUCAAGCCAAGGAUGCGCCGCAGUAUACCCCGGCCACAAUCACUCUAUUUGCCGUCCUCGGGGGCGCAAUGCUUGUCUCCGCCCUCCUCAGGCUACUAUACGCAUACCGCAACGCAUCGACCAGGAGACAUCGACACGAGCAACUUGCAAACGGGGUUGUGGACUCGGCGAUAGUAACGGAAGAUCAAGAGGAUCUCACGGACCUAGCGAAUCCGGCGUUCAUCUACGUGUACUAA
Molecule: messenger RNA, 1482 nt
Organism: Penicillium riverlandense
Lineage: Eukaryota; Fungi; Ascomycota; Eurotiomycetes; Eurotiales; Aspergillaceae
Exons: 2
Coding region: 1-1482 (493 amino acids)
Biological process (GO): transmembrane transport
Cellular component (GO): membrane
Molecular function (GO): transmembrane transporter activity
Source: RefSeq, a predicted model, not a curated record